Messenger RNA from Vitrella brassicaformis, 5209 nucleotides. The record is from the annotation of a GenBank genome assembly. NCBI's taxonomy places the organism in Eukaryota, Vitrellaceae.
CGGGUGCGGACUCCAUCGCACUGACGCCAUGAACGUGAAUCAAAUCAUCAAGUAGAGAGAGUCGUGUCUUAACAAAUACCCAUACUUACACACACACACACACACACACGCACGGCAUGGACGGCCACGUGCCUGCCACACGUGUCAGUCAGCGACUCGGUCCUUACUGGUAGAAACAGCACAAAUAGCAAACGAGCAACAGGCCGCCUUCAUCCUCGCUAGCUAGCUAGCUACCUGGGCUGACAGCCUGCCUGCUCUGUGUCUGACGGUCGAUCGAUCAAUCACCCCAUGCCAAAGUAUUGCCGCUCGAGAUGGAUGAGCUUCACGAGCUCGCUAAUGGACACACACAUACCAAGACAACCGGUGUGUGUCGGCCGGGUGUGAUGGCUGUGUGGUCGCUUACGGAAUGGCAUCUUGGAUGAGGGGGUCCGGGGCAUUUUGCUUGAUCAAGGCGAUGGUUUUGUCGAGCUCGCCCUCCUCCGUCGCAUCAGACAACAUGCUGCAAAUGUCACACAACACAACACAACACAACACAUCCACCACACCACACCAAGCAUGGCAUCCAUCCACCCAUCUGCCCCCAUCCAUCCAUCCGUCCCGGCUAUCCGCUGGCGGACUCACUCACUCACUCGUAGAGUAUUCGGAAUGAGUCCCGUCCCAGGGCGUUCUGCAGGCGGUCUCUGCUGUGCUCUAUCCUGUUGCCCAUCUGGGUGCGGCGAGCACGGCCCAGCCUCUCUACGGUCUCGCGCUCGCGGUCAGCCCUCUCAUCGUCCACUUGGGCCUGCUGAUUGAUUCGUUAGUUAACAACGAGCAAAAAGAGGGAGUCGUUAACAACAGCAGUAAGGCAGGUGCACGGAUGGCAUUGCUUGGCUCACCCUGUCGGCUCGUGGGUGUGAGUGUGGGUGUGGCCUUGGCAGGCGCGCAGGGGGGUGCUCGAAGCGGUCGUCAGGCUCAGGGGUGUCCGAUGGCGGCAGGGCUACAUCUCUUCUCCUGCGGACAAUCUGACGCUGCAGCUCCUCCUGACGCUGCCUGCACACACAACACACACACACACUUGCAGACGUCAUUCUCUGUGGUGUGUGCCGUGCCCCUGCCUGCUCCUGGGUGGCACACACACACACAUACAUGAUGCGAUCUGAGAGUCUGUUGAGAGUGGUUUCUGAGGGUAUCUGCAGCAGGGGGUCUCUGCUGCCGCCCCCAAGCUCCUCUAUCGAUGGCUGCCGCUCAUUCCUCCGCCUGAAGGCCUCAGACUGGAAGGCUGACGCGUCAGAAAGAAGGCCAUCGGGAUGGGGCGGCUCGGGCCGACGGCUGAGGGGCGGGAUGCGGUGCCGACUGCCAAGACCACUGAGACCUGCAACACACAAACAAGUAGCACAGGCAGACAGGAAUGAAACACAUGAGUGGCUUAGCUUCCACAGCAUCAGACCAACAAUCACACCACCUACCUGAGCCUCUGGCUCGCUCCCGCGUCCCGAUGGACGCACCUGGGAUCGAUGUGUGGGAGAGGGCAAAUGUGUCUGAGCGACUCAGGUCGUCACUUUGGCGGCCGAACGAGAGGUUCGCCAGUCCCAUCUUCAGCCCACUCUUGAUCGACACGGGCUCGUCAGGCGUGCUCUCCGUCCGCUGCUGACCCCCAGAGCGUCCCCUGUGGACAAGACGAUGCGAUGCCGCCACAGCCCGCUCUCCUACCGCAGACGAAGCCGAUGGGUCAGAUGGCCCUGGCGGCUCCUUGCUCGCCAGUAUGGGUGAGAGGAUCCUGGCAGGGCCCUGUGGCACCAGCUUGCGGUCAGGAAUAAGAAUGUCCUUCAUUCGUCCACCAAGGUUUUGCCGCACGUUGAGGCCUUCCCGACCGACGGGCAGCGGAGGCACAGCAGCAUGCGCAGGGGGCGGCGGGGGUUUCUUGAAGAACACCUCGCCGCAGACGUAGAUGCUUCUCUCGUCGUUGCCCUCAACGCUCGACAGCGACCGCUUGGCCACAGCGACCGGCAGAGGGAAGUGCUCCAAUGGUGGCAGCCUCUGCGACAUGGAUCUGCGCGGCACUUGGCGCUGACGAUGGCUGAGGAUGCGAAAAGGGGGCGGGUAGUCUCGUGGAGGCGAUACGGGAGGGACCGAGGGCGGGAAUGUGCUGAGGGAGGGGGGUGGAGAGUCGGGGGGACAGCUGCCACCAAGGGGAGACGAUGCCCCGUCUGCUGCCGUCGAGACAAAGGCCGGGUCGGUGGCCAUGCGUGUGUGCAGGUCCGUGCGCCUCUCCACCACUCUCGCCGACGCCUCCGAGGGGCUUUCCCCGGACUCGGUCAGGCUAUUGGUGGUGGGGCUCUUGCCAAUAUCCUCGAUCUGGUCGGCCAUGCCGUCGGGCACCCGGCCGUAUCCCGGCACGAAGAUCUCGAUAGGUUGAUCGCCACCAGUGCCAUUUCUCUGCCGCUUGUCCCAGCCCUGCUCCUGGACAUGACGCUGGAACAGCCCAUGACGCUGUGACAGAAGAGAAGCCCUCUCCCUCUUCGACGAAGGCGACUUGACGGGCGACUCGGACACCACCGAUGGGGCCGAAGGCACGGGUGUGGCGUGGGAGGGCACAGAGGGGGAGCUGCUGUCGGGCUGUGUCGGGGGCGGGUGGCUGCCGCCGUUCUGGGGCGUGGCGAAGGCACUGCCCCUGUCACUGCUGGCGUCGAGGUAGUCAUCAACCUCCACUUGCUCCUCCUCGUUGACUACUUCCAGCGUCGACGAUCCCCGGAUGGGGGGUCCAGCUGGUCGUGAGAAGGGUCCCCGUGUGCGAUCGAUGCGGCUCUUGGCCUUGACCAAAUUGGCCUUGAACUCCUGAAUUGAACCAACACAUGACCGACGGACGACCCUUGACAGGACGCCCCUCUGUAUGUCACUCACCCAUGCACUCACUCACUCACUCACUGACCUUCUCGUGUUGUCUCUGCUGCCUUUCCUUCUCCCUUUUGAGGUCAUCCCGCUGCUUCUGCGGCUCCGGCCCCUUCCGCCUCUCGAGCCUGCGGCUAGGGGCGGAGAGAAGGCUCUCAUCCUUGGCAGCCGACGACUGUCUCGCCGCCCCCAUGCUGGCCUUCCGCCCCCCGUCCCACCUCUUGGCCUGCUGCUUGUCCGCAACACUACGAGCGGACAUCACUGGCUCGUCCAACGACACACACGGGGACAUGCCCUUUGGCUUUGCCGUCGACGGCCGCACCGUAGACGGGUCAGUGGCCUGGGGGAGACUGCUGAGCGUCGAUGACCGCUCCAGGCCGUCGAGGUUGAGCUUCAGGGACGGCGGCUGCCGAGCCUUGCCGGCUGCGUUGCUGCGAGUCACGGCCCUGCCCUGUGUGGCGCCCUUCUUGGUGGUGGCCUUGUGUGAGUCUGGUGGGGGAGGGGGAGGGGGCGGGGCGGGAUGCGGCUUGGGUGGGACAGGCCUCGGUCUCAGGGGCGAUGGUAUUCUCCUGCUCUCGUAGUCCUCGACGAGCUUGUGGAUUUUCUCACUAACGCCGCGCAGGUGGGGCAGCAAGCCGUCUGCAGACUGCUGGUCCAUCAGGUGCGCCUUCCUCAUCUUGAACUCAUCCCUCCUCUCCUGCAGCGAGCUCUUGCGGGAGAAGGAGCCGGACGACAGGCCGCUCACACUGCCCUCCCCAUCCUCCUCGCCAUGAACAGGGCUCAUCUCCGGAACGCCAUGGCCAACCGCAGGCGACGACGCGCCCUUGGGUAGGAUGCGCCGCGGCCCCUCCCCCGCCUCACGCACCUCAGGAUCGGUGGAUUCCCUCAGCUGAGAAGCUGAGAGGGAUGCGAUCUGGGGAUCGGCUCCCCCCUCGGUGUCGUCGGCUUCGAUCGCAUUGAGCUCCUCGGCGAUGCGCAGUAGCGGGUCGGUUCCCUGACGGGAUGGCUUCUUGGCGUCUUCGCGCGACGCAGCGUUGAGAGGGUGGGUCUUCAUGGCCCGGCGGGCCACAGGCGAAGACGCAUCUGUCACCGUCACUGGCACGGGGGCAGUGGCGCUCACUAUCAAUGGCUCCGACGGCUUGGGGGCACGGUCCACCGCCCGUGACGCGCGGAUGAGGGCGUCCACGUAGUGCCCCUCUGCCGUGUGUGUCACGGCGAGCCGCCUGAGGACGGCCUUCAUAACAUCAAGCCGCAGGAUGUCCCUUGCCUCGGGUCGCUCGGCGGGGUUGUCAGCGAGCAUGGAUGUGACGAGGGACACGAGGGCGGGGUUGUAGUUGGCUGGCAGGGAGGGGGGGUCCAUCAUUGCGAUUCUCCGCACUGCAGCACCGAUGUUGUUGGUGGCGAAGGGGUGCUCGAGGGUGAGCAGGAAAUGCAACAGGCACCCAAGGGCCUGCCCGCACCAUGGCAUGGGAGGGAAAGAAGUGCGUAUGUGUCACACAAGGGGUUCGCCUAGCCUUCCUUCCUCCCGCGUAGCGUACCCAUAUGUCACUCUUGGUGGAGUGCGCCUCAUUUCUGAAGAGCUCAGGCGCCAGGUAAGACGGCGUGCCCUGCAGCCUCCCGUUGCGCUUGGUCGAGUUGAGCUGCCGACAUAGGCCGAAGUCGCCCAGUUUCACCCGCAUGUUGGCCGUGAGGAGCACAUUACCGGCAGUCACGUCCCGGUGGAUCAUGUGUUUCUCAUCGUGGAUGUAUUCGAUGGCCAGGACGAUCUGUGCGAAGAUGUCGAGUGCCUCCUCGUAUGUGAACGCCCUCUUGUCACGCCGCCUCUCGGCGAUCUCCGCCGCGAGGUCGCCCCUCUCCGCAUACUCGGUCACAAUCACCAGGAAGGUGCCGUCGGAGGUCUGGUGGAUGAAGGAGGACGCGUAGCGCACCACAUGUGCAUGCUGCAGGCGGGAGAUUGUCUGCGCCUCGUGGAGGGCCGCGUCCUUGUCCGCCGAUGAUGCUGACGUGAUGUCCAAGCUCUUCAUGACAUACUCCCUCUGCGAUGCCUUGUGCCGCACGAGCAGGACCCUUCCGCUGGCACCUCGAGCAAUCUCCCGCACCAGCUCAUAGGCCUCGAAGCUAUCCAUCACUUGACGCCACUCAGCGAUAACCGAGAGAUGAUCACCUCUAGUAAAGCCCGACACAGCGCCAGAGAGGCUCCCGAUGGGCAAUGAUGUCGGUUUCCAUCGCAGCAGGUGCAGAGGAAGCUGCAGAUCGAGAAGAAAGCUUCUGAAGCAAGCGAAUCUCGCUAAAUGUCGUUACUCCCCUACAGUCACGGUUUCACGUCUGGCAAUUGGCGCAG